Molecule: messenger RNA, 1296 nt
Organism: Pyrenophora tritici-repentis Pt-1C-BFP
Lineage: Eukaryota; Fungi; Ascomycota; Dothideomycetes; Pleosporales; Pleosporaceae
Source: RefSeq, a predicted model, not a curated record
AUGGGCGCAAUUACCAGAAAAGACUCAAUAACCGAUAUUGGUACGGAGACUCACCUGUCUUCAUGCAUGGACGCAAUGACCAGAAAAGAUUCGGAAAUCGAUGAUAAUAUUCCGGACAUUUCGCAGCUGAACAUUGAGGACGAAGCGGAUGCGAACACAGGAGAAGAGUUACAAGAGAAGAUAGCAGAGCACAAAACUACACCUGAGCCGAUUUGGAAGAGCAAAUUAUGGCUGGCAUGCCAGACAGGAGACUAUAAAGAAGUGAAAGAAUAUCUGCAAGAUGCGGAGCAAUCCAGCCUUCUCACGCACGGAAGAGACGAGAGCGGCAAUACCGCCCUCAUAAUUGCUUCAAGCGCAUCCCCUCCCGGCGGAGCAUCUACAGCGAUAAUGGAACUUCUACUCGAGGCGGGCGCAGAUGCCAACGCUAAGAACCGUGCAGGCAGAACUGCACUCAUGCAGGCGUCGCUCUGGGGACGGCAGGGAGCUGUGGAAGUCCUCCUGAAACAUGACAUCCCAACAAACAUUGAACUUGGAGAUAAUUUAGGCCUCAAAGCGAUUGACAUGGCUUCUGAAAAUGACAAGCGGAGCGUGGAAAGAUUUUCUGCGUACAACCAGAGCCAUGUAGAAAGACCAUGGUUGGAUAAGAUAAAUCGCAGGCGUAUCGUGGAGCGGUUGUUGGAAGUACGUCGAAGGAAUAUUAUUCAGGUACAAGAAAGACUUAGCGAGGCUGAGGAUAAGAUAAAGAAGUUGGAAGAAGAGCUAAAUGCUAGCCGGGUCGCGAAUGGAAAGAUUCAAGAAGAACUCAGUACCAAAGUACAUGAACUAAAACAGGCAAGAGUCCAAAUCGAUAACUUGACCGGACGAAAUGCAGAAAAACCCAUUCGAUUUCGCGAGCUCGAGCUAGGCAAUGAAACUCAAAUCGACUUUACAAAAACAUUCCGCAUUCAAUUGAGCUUUUGGAAUGGCAAACGUCUCAAACCGACAAUAUCAUACAUGGAAUUGGAUGGCAAGCAUUACUUUGCAAAGAACGGGACACAUUCUGGUUUGAACAACUUCAUCUCAAGCAACGUCUUUGCGCCACGAGCCUACAAUCUAUUCAAGCUAUUAGGAUUUGAAAGGGCACAACUUAGGGAGGACCAAAGCUGGUUCAAACAUGCUGAGCCACAACUGAUUGCGUUCUACAUGGACCAUUUUCUGACAAGUCAAGAUCUAUCCCAAUCAGACUUCAAACAACUCAAGGGCAAGAAGCCAGAUAAAGAUAGCAAGACGCCGAUGGAGCUCUUCGCGAUUAGUUAA